ACUUUCACUUCCCUUCACAGCUGCAUCCCUGAGGUGUCCUCCACCGUGCAGGCACACUCUGUUUGUGCUUCCCAGAGAAAUCGGUUGUCUACUGCUCUCUUUUAAACUCAGUUUCUUUACAGUAGACAAGAAGUUAUCAUCAUCAUGAACACUCUGAACCAACAGUAUGACGAGAAGGUGCGUCCCUGCAUCGACCUCAUCGACUCUCUCCGCUCCCUGGGUGUAGAGAAGGACCUGGCACUGCCUGCCAUCGCCGUGAUAGGAGACCAGAGCUCCGGGAAGAGCUCCGUGUUGGAGGCGCUGUCAGGGGUGGCUCUGCCAAGAGGAAGUGGCAUUGUGACAAGAUGUCCUCUCGAACUAAAGAUGAAGAGAAAGAAAGAAGGAGAGGAGUGGUACGGAAAGAUAAGCUACCAGGGCUGCGAGGAAGAGCUAGAAGACCCUUCAGAUGUGGAGAACAAGAUUAGAGAAGCUCAGGAUGAAAUGGCUGGGGUCGGGGUGGGGAUUAGUGAUGACCUCAUCAGUCUGGAGAUCGCUUCUCCUGAUGUUCCAGACCUGACGCUCAUUGACCUGCCCGGCAUUGCCAGGGUGGCUGUAAAGGGCCAACCAGAAGACAUUGGAAAACAGAUAAAGGGACUGAUCCAGAGGUUCAUCACAAGACAAGAAACCAUCAGCUUGGUGGUUGUUCCAUGCAACGUGGACAUAGCGACCACAGAAGCUUUGAAGAUGGCACAGGAGGUGGAUCCUGAUGGAGAGAGGACUCUGGGUAUCUUGACUAAGCCUGACCUGGUGGACAAAGGUACAGAAGACACAGUGGUUGAAAUUGUCCACAAUGAGGUCAUCCACCUGAAGAAGGGCUACAUGAUUGUCAGGUGCAGAGGUCAGAAGGAGAUCACAGAGAAGGUGUCUCUUACUGAAGCAUUAGAAAGAGAGAAAGCCUUCUUCAGAGAUCAUGCGCAUUUCCACACUCUCUAUAAUGACGGACAAGCUACUGUCCCUAAACUGGCUGAGAAACUCACACUGGAGCUGGUGCAUCACAUUGAGAGAUCUCUGCCUCGACUGGAGGAGCAGAUUGAAGACAAACUUGAACAGACUCAGGCAGAACUGGAGAGAUAUGGCAGUGGACCCCCAUCUGACGCAGCUGAGAAACUCUUCUUCCUCAUUGAUAAAGUGACAGCUUUCACUCAGGAUGCCAUCAGUCUGACUACAGGAGAGGAGCUCAAGUGUGGAGACAAGCUCAAUGUCUUUUCUACACUCAGAAGAGAGUUUGCGAAGUGGAAUGCCCACCUGGAUCACUCAGGAGAAAAGUUUAACAAGAGGAUUGAGAAAGAGGUGGAGAGCUAUGAGGAGAAGUAUCGUGGAAGAGAACUGCCGGGCUUCAUCAACUACAAGACCUUCGAGGUCAUGGUCAAGGAGCAGAUCAAACAGCUGGAGGAACCAGCUGUCAAGAGACUCAAGGAUAUAGGAGAUACUGUCAGGAAGGCGUUCAUACAGCUGGCCCACAGUAGCUUCAUUGGAUUUCCUAACCUCAUUAAAACAGCGAAGGCCAAGAUUGAAGCCAUUAAGCAAGAAAAAGAGUCCACUGCUGAAUCCAUGCUGAGGACCCAGUUCAAGAUGGAGCUGAUCGUCUACACUCAGGACAGGACCUACAGCAACAGUUUGAGUGACAGGAAAAGAGAGGAGGAUGAGGAAGAAGACAAAUGGAAAGGCCAAGUCUUUGCUAAACAAAGGAGUAUUGUAUACAGAAUGGAUAAUCAUGCAACACUUGAGGAGCUGAUGCUGCACAUUAAAUCGUAUUACAAAAUUGCCAGCCAGCGUCUGGCGGACCAGAUCCCACUGGUGAUCCGCUACCAGAUGUUGCAGGAGUCUGCGGCCCAGCUGCAGAGGGAGAUGCUGCAGAUGCUUCAGGACAAGGAGAACAUGGAUUACUUGCUGAAGGAGGAUUGUGACAUCGGCAGCAAGAGGGCUGGUCUGCAGAGUCGCCUCAAACGCCUCAUGAAGGCCCGCGCAUACCUGGUGAAGUUCUAGAGAAGGUCCUGGCUUGACAGCUUGAGUCUACUAUACCUCUUUUAUUGGUCAUAUACAGGACUGUGGUUGUCUGUUGCUGUAUUAUUAUUCUUUUUUACAGAGUCCGGUGUAGAAUGGACACAUCUGUAAGUCAAAACAGGUCAGUGUUGGUGCGUGGGGACUUGUUUUAAAUGUACUGUAGUAUCUUCUCCUGUUGUCAUUCCCAAUAAACAACUCCAACGCCUGUUAUUUCAUACUGUAUGUCAAAAAACAAUCAUAGGAGCACACCAUGUUUCCAAGAUAUACCUUCUCUUGACAUAUUAUCCCCAGAAAAGAUUAUUAACAGUGUGUCAAUACUGUGAUGCUUUGCCAGUGUUUACAGCUCAUGACUGGACCUCUUUAAAGAAAACAGGUAGUUAAUGUUUCUUAAUGUACAACCCCAGUUCCAAAAAAGUCGGUACACUGUGACAUAAAAACAGAAUGUGAUGAUUUGCAAAUCGUUUUCAACCCAUACACAGAUACAGUGUAGAGACAAGAUUUAUAAUGUUUUUGGUAAAUAUACUCUCAUUCUGAAUUUGAUACCUACAACACAUUCUGCAUGUGUUACAACAGCAUGGCUUCGUCGUUAAAGAGUGCAGGUAUCACACAGGCCUGCCUGCAGUCCAGACCUGUCUCCAAUUGAAAAUGUGUGGAGCAACUGAGGUCGUAUAUCAAGCAAGAGCAGGAAAGAGUUUGAUUUUCAAAACUUUGACUACUGGUGUCUUCAGUUCCCAGUUUUGUUUAGCUGAGUGCUGUCAAAGGAAAAGGUUUAUCAGUUUAAAUAUUAAAUAUAUUUUCUUUCUUCUGUUCAGUUGAAUACAAAUUGAAAAGUAUUUGCCAAUCAUUGCAUUAUGUUUUCGUUUGCAUUUUACACAGUGCCCAAACCUUUUUCAAGUCAGGGUUAUAUAAUCACACACUUAAAAAUGUUCCAGAUGCAUGUUUUUCGAAUUUAUUUGUUUAAAUAAAGAAAAAAUGGACUUGGA
This is a messenger RNA of Epinephelus fuscoguttatus (brown-marbled grouper), 3026 nucleotides long. RefSeq names its product interferon-induced GTP-binding protein Mx. Gene Ontology annotation, biological process: defense response to virus. The record is from RefSeq and is a predicted model, not a curated record. The coding region runs from base 145 to 2025 and encodes 626 amino acids. Lineage: Eukaryota; Metazoa; Chordata; Actinopteri; Perciformes; Serranidae. Gene Ontology annotation, molecular function: GTPase activity; GTP binding; microtubule binding. The transcript has 12 exons. Gene Ontology annotation, cellular component: nucleus; membrane; microtubule.